Molecule: messenger RNA, 2705 nt
Organism: Clarias gariepinus (North African catfish)
Lineage: Eukaryota; Metazoa; Chordata; Actinopteri; Siluriformes; Clariidae
Gene: mcm5
Product: minichromosome maintenance complex component 5
Exons: 16
Coding region: 141-2351 (736 amino acids)
Biological process (GO): DNA replication initiation; DNA replication; double-strand break repair via break-induced replication
Cellular component (GO): MCM complex; nucleus
Molecular function (GO): single-stranded DNA helicase activity; ATP binding; single-stranded DNA binding
Source: RefSeq, a predicted model, not a curated record
GCGGUCGCAAAAGUUUUGCCGCGAAAAUAGUAGCGUGGUCGGCAUUUUGUGAGUGUGGUGUAAAGACUAAAGAAAGCAGUUUAAUCGGUAUUUUUUUUAUUAUUAUUUAAGUUAGUUACUUGCGCUUAAAGUAAAGCAAAAUGUCUGGAUUUGACGAUCCCGGAGUUUAUUAUAGCGACAGCUUCGGCGGAGGAGAAGGAGUCGGGGAUGAAGGCUCCGUGAAACGCAGUCAGAUCAAAAAGCGCUUUCGGGAGUUCCUGAGACAAUUCAGGGUCGGCACUGAUCGCACCGGAUUUACCUACAAAUACAGAGAUGAGCUGAAGAGGCAUUACACUCUUGGAGAGUACUGGAUCGAGGUCGAGAUGGAGGACUUGGCCAGUUUUGAUGAGGAUCUCUCAGAUUGCCUGUAUAAGCUGCCCACGGAGAACCUGCCCCUGCUAGAAGAGGCGGCACAGGAAGUUGCUGAUGAGGUCACGCGUCCGAGGCCGGUAGGGGAGGAGACGGUUCAGGACAUCCAGGUGAUGGUGAAGAGUGAUGCUCAUCCUGCGUCUAUUCGCAGUCUGAAGUCUGAGCAAGUGUCCCGUCUGGUAAAGAUCCCUGGCAUCAUCAUCUCCUCCUCAGCAGUGAGGGCAAAAGCCACAAGAAUAUGCCUGCAGUGCAGAGGAUGUCGUGCUGUCAUCAGUAACAUUCCUCUGCCACCCGGACUACAGGGCUACGCUUUGCCCCGCAAGUGCAACACUGAGCAAGCGGGUCGUGUGAAGUGUCCUGUGGAUCCUUACUUCAUCAUCCCAGACCGGUGCGUGUGUGUGGACUUCCAGACCCUGCGUCUGCAGGAGUCGCCCGAUGCUGUGCCUCAUGGAGAGAUGCCGCGACACAUGCAGCUCUACUGCGACCGAUACCUGUGUGACCGUGUUGUGCCUGGGAACCGAGUGACCAUCAUGGGCAUCUAUUCCAUUAAGAAAGUGGCUCAAUCUAAGACCAAAGGUCGGGAUAAAGGGGCUGGAGUGGGCAUCCGUGCGGCCUACCUGCGUGUAGUGGGUAUUCAAGUGGACACAGAGGGAGCAGGUCGAGGAGCCACUGGAUCAGUAACCCCUCAGGAGGAGGAGGAGUUAAGGGGACUUGCCUCUUCCCCCUCAGUCUAUGACUCUAUCGCUCGCUCUCUAGCUCCCUCCAUCUAUGGCAGUGACGAUCUUAAGAAGGCCAUUGCUUGCCUCCUAUUUGGUGGCUCCAGAAAGAGAUUGCCUGAUGGUCUUACCCGAAGAGGUGAUAUUAACCUGCUGAUGCUUGGAGACCCUGGCACAGCCAAGUCUCAGCUGCUGAAGUUUGUGGAGAGAUGUUCUCCUAUCGGGGUUUACACCUCAGGAAAGGGCAGCAGUGCUGCUGGUCUAACGGCGUCUGUCCUCCGAGACCCAAACACACGUGGCUUUAUCAUGGAGGGCGGAGCUAUGGUCCUGGCUGAUGGUGGAGUUGUGUGCAUUGAUGAGUUUGACAAGAUGAGAGAAGAUGACAGAGUUGCUAUCCAUGAAGCGAUGGAGCAGCAGACUAUUUCCAUUGCCAAGGCUGGCAUCACAACCACCCUGAACUCCAGAUGUUCUGUGCUGGCGGCUGCCAACUCGGUGUUCGGUAGAUGGGACGACACGAAGGGCGAGGACAACAUCGAUUUCAUGCCCACCAUCUUGUCCCGUUUUGACAUGAUAUUUAUCAUCAAGGACCAGCACGACCAGCAGAGAGACAUGACACUGGCUCGUCAUGUGAUGAACGUGCACCUCAGCGCUCAGACACAGACGGAGGGGGUGGAAGGAGAGAUUCCUUUGGCCAUGUUGAAGAAAUACAUUGCUUAUGCCAGAGCGAAAUGUGGUCCUCGUCUGUCUGCCGCUGCCGCAGAGAAGCUGAAGAACCGCUAUGUUGUGAUGCGGAGUGGUGCGCGGGAGCAUGAGCGAGAAAGCGAUCGCAGAGCGUCCAUCCCCAUCACUGUCAGGCAGUUGGAGGCAGUCGUACGCAUUGCCGAGUCCCUGGCAAAGAUGAAGCUGCAAGCAAUAGCUGGAGAAGAGGAGGUGGAUGAGGCUCUUCGACUUUUCCAGGUGUCUACUCUGGAUGCUGCGUUGUCUGGUAGCCUGUCAGGUGUGGAAGGCUUCACCACCCAGGAGGAUCAGGAAAUGAUCUCUCGCAUUGAGAAGCAGUUAAAGAGGCGUUUUGCCAUUGGAUCUCAGGUAUCCGAGCACAGCAUUGUUCAGGACUUCACCAAACAGAAAUACCCAGAGCAUGCCAUAUACAAGGUCCUUCAUCUGAUGCUAAGGAGAGGAGAACUGCAGCAUCGCAUGCAGAGGAAGGUGCUCUACAGGGUCAAGUAGAUGAGGACUGCUUGUUUAUGUAUAUUUCCAUUUAAAAUAAAAAAAAAAAAACAUAAAAAUAAAUUUAAGGCAAUGCCGUAAUUUGUAAAUAGUUCAGACAGUGUCCCAUAUGCACUCUUCUUACUUUGAACAUCAGACUGUUGGAUAUUUUGUAGUGUAAAUCAUAAUGUUUAAGACUGUUUAAACCUAGCUGUGGCACAAAUGCUACACUGUGUGCAUUAGUGUUUUUCCUUCAGACUCCUGUGCAAAAUAAUGCUGUUAAAACCCCAGCUCUGAGGGUGAUAUUCAGUGAUAUUGUCAUAGUUAUGUUUAAAAAAAAGUGAAAAAUAAAAUAAAAGCAUUUGUGAAAUGUUA